This is a messenger RNA of Cantharellus anzutake, 1517 nucleotides long. RefSeq lists its product as uncharacterized. NCBI's taxonomy places the organism in Eukaryota, Fungi, Basidiomycota, Agaricomycetes, Cantharellales, Hydnaceae. The transcript is spliced from 3 exons. The coding region runs from base 202 to 1311 and encodes 369 amino acids. The record is from RefSeq and is a predicted model, not a curated record.
AACUUCUCGAUCAUCAACUCGAACGGCGAAGGGAAUAACACGCGCUCGACUCAAAUCAUUCCUUAUUCGGGAGGCGCAUUGGAAGGUUUCCAGACUGUCCUUGGGGCUGCCGACCGGCUUUGUCUCCCUAUUCACCGCUGAGCGGGCAUCUUACAGUCAACAUUUACACAACUAUCUCCACAACAAUACACGGUCGACAUUAUGAACGAUACGUCCCUCCCUUGUCUUCCUCUUGAGCUCAAGUAUGAAAUCAUUUCUUACAUGGAUAAGGACACACUGGUAGCAGCUGCUCGAACUUGUUUUGCUCUGAGUCAAGAAGCCGAGCGUUACCUCUACCAGGAUGUAAAGCUGUCGAACAAACAGAUAGAGAAAUUUUUUAAAUCACUUUCCCGGUGCAACUCGAGAGCUUCGUUAGUUCGAAAAUGCACUAUCGUUGGCUUUGGCCAAGAUGAUCGGAGAUUCAUCAACCAAGUGCUGGUCGCCCUUCACAACCUCCGAUCUCUCGCAAUUAUCCCUCCGCCCCUCGAGGAAGCACCUGGAAAUGAUAUGGUCUUCAGCUGGAGCUCUCUUCUUGAUGGGUGCGAAUUUAAGCUGGUUGAAUUUAUCACCAGUUUGGAAUGCGAUCUUUCUAUGGUCGAAUUUCUCCACAGGCAGUCCCAAAUCCAGAAAUACAUUCAUUCCGGCUAUACAAUCACCGACACACAUUCCGCUCUGCAUCCACUUACUCUUCCUUCUCUGACUCACUUUUAUGGAAAUAUUAUGGACAUCGAUAUGAUUGUCCCUCACCGUCCCGUCACCCACGUCACCGUGGAUGAGACAGUGGCUACUAUCGGCCUGCCUUUGUUCAUUCUUCAACCACUCGCCGCUUCGAAGGGUCCAGUCAAGUACUUGUCGCUGAGUCUCUGCGACAUGGCGACGGCUUCUGUCCUAUCUCUCAUCUACCCAUAUACCCCACAUCUCAUUGGACUCAGCCUUUCAUACCCUCGCGAUGUUUUUAGCCUCGAAGCCGAACUUGACUGGGCCGAUGCUCUGGCCAAAUUCCGCAACCUCAAAUACCUGGAGAUCGAAGUUUCCUUAGAUUCCUCCGGAGAAUCGAAAGAUAUCCCCUUCGACUGUCAGAAAGAACUUGUGCAUACGUGGCAUGACGCUUGCCCCUCUUUGCAAUCGGUGUCAUUUGGAUCGCAAUUGCAAGAAGAGACGGAGUUUGGAUUGGAGAUGAACGUUGGUGCCAUGAUCAGUAGCUGGGAAAAGGAGAAGGGGAACUGGGUUCGCAUGGAUAUGCGACGGGAUGAUCUUUGUUGGCGUUGGUAGUGUUGGUGGUGCAGUACAAUCUAAUGAUUUCACUCUUUCUUCAUCAUGCCUCUUCGUAUACUCGCUGUUUACCCUUAAGACCCUAAGACGGGGAUUUUCGUUAACUCAUAAUUGUAAACUUGUCUCAACAUCCUUCUAUCAACUACAUUGUUUUCAUAUUUUUGUGUCAUCCGGUUUGUAGCAUUCUAGCCACUGCCUCUAAUAAC